CCUGUGCUGAAACUGAAACUGCCCAAGGCGUCAGCAGAUUCUGCUCUUCAGACCUUUUCGGACUUUUGUCUGUCUGUAGGCUACUUCUGCUGCUUCAACAACUGGCUGCACUGAGAAUUGUGCUAAUUUUUCUUCUUCCUCUGCGUUUCAAUACGUUUACAACAUCUCAUUGGAAUACACCUCCAACUGUUUCCGAGCUUGCCAUUCUCUGGACACUGAACAUCUAUGCGGAGUCAUCAUUUUUGUUUGACCACGUCGUGUAAAUGCCCUAAAUGACUAGACUUGAGAAAACGCAUAGAAGUUCCAAUGUGAUGAAUCUGUACAAGAGGAAAAUUACUAGGCUAAGAUGGGUAAUAAGCAAACGAUAUUUACUGAUGAACAGCUAGAUGCUUACCAGGACUGUACCUUCUUCACACGGAAAGAGAUCCUCCGGUUACAUGGGCGAUACCAUGAGCUGGCUCCACACCUAGUACCCAUGGACUACACCAAUGAGCCUGAUGUUACAAUACCCUUAGCUCUUAUAGUCAGCAUGCCGGAACUAAAUGAGAACCCGUUCAGGAACAGGAUCGUGGAGUCCUUCUCUGAGGACGGAGCGGGGAACCUGAGCUUCAACGACUUUGUGGAUAUGUUCUCUGUCCUCAGUGAGACAGCCCCCAGGGAGCUCAAGGCCAUAUACGCCUUCAAAAUAUACGAUUUCAAUGUGGAUAACUUCCUGUGUAAGGAGGAUCUGGAGAAGACUUUGAACAAGCUGACGAGGGAGGAGUUGAGCCCUGAAGAGGUCACCCUGGUCUGUGAGAAGGCCAUCGAAGAGGCUGACCUAGACGGAGAUAGCAAACUGUCCUUCGCUGACUUUGAAAACAUGAUCACCAGGGCUCCUGACUUUUUAAGUACCUUCCACAUAAGAAUCUGAAAGGGCUCCUUGGAAAGGUCUAUAUUCUGAUUUUAUGGCAGAGAUCCUGACCAUGCAAAACACACUGCCCACACACACCCUGACCACAGCACAGUGCCUCUCUGCGGCUACAGACUCUCCCUGGAUGUCUGUCUGUAGAGAUGUCAGCUGAACCAGGAACAGACUGGCUUCGUUCUCACUAUGACCCUGGAUCUCUUCAGUUUGGUUGUCCUCUCUUAGACACACCCACAUUCUCUUUGGCCUCCUGUGUUUCCUCUUCAUUAGCCUUACUUGUUUUUCCUCUGUUUGGUUUGAGGAUGUCGUUUAGUUUUUUUGUUGACGUUUAUAUGUCGUAGUAAUAUUAUUACUACAGCCUCUGAUGGAACGAUGAUGCUUUGUAUGUUUUCUUAAAACGACAGAGAAACAGAAGGUGAAAUGGGAACCUUUAUAAACUGUUCCUCCCCACUCAAACCCAGACCAGCCAUGGAGGAGUACAAGCAGAUCCACAGAAACAUUCCCCUUGUGCCUCAGACCUCCAUACUCAGGUCUCCUUAAUGAACGGAUGAGGACCAUCUACAGCCCUGAGAGGUCAGGACCUGGAACAUGCCUGGUUGAAACCUGCCUGGUGUACAUUAUACAAGACCAGACGACAAAGAGAGAGCACAGACAGAGAGAGAGCACAGACAGAGAGAGAGCACAGACAGAGAGAGGGGACAGACAGAGAGGACAGCGCUGCACUAUUUACUCAUCACACGUAUAAAACAUAAUAUUCUGUUUCUCCUGUUGUUAGUGAAUUGUUGGGUCAUUUCUAAGUCUUGUCCAAAAUGGCAACCUAGUCCCUUGAUAGUGCACUACUUUUGACCCGGGCCAGUAGUGCACUAUCUAGUGAAUAGGGUGCCGUUUGGAACUCCCACCUGCUCUUGAUGAAUUUCUCCAGACAUUUCUAUGUUCUGUUGUUGCUAUAAUUAAUGAUGACGACAUCACAAACCUUCCUGACUGUUCUCUAGUUCUCAUGAAGACAUGUACCCAUCUCUACUAUCUCUACCAUAGCCUCAGACAUCUCUACUGCUACCAGUCUCUUACCCCUCUCUUCAGGGGACCCUCAGACAUCUCUACUGCUACCAGUCUCUUACCCCUCUCCUCAGGGGACCCUCAGACAUCUCUACUGUCUCUUACCCCUCUCCUCAGGGGACCCUCAGACAUCUCUGUCUCUUACCCCUCUCCUCUGGGGACCCUCAGACAUCUCUACUGCUACCAGUCUGUUACCCCUCUCCUCUGGGGACCCUCAGACAUCUCUACCGCUACCAGUCUCUUACCCCUCUCCUCUGGGGAUCCUCAGACAAUUCACAAUGUUGAAAUAGCCCUGAAGUAGCUCACCUGAUUCACCUAUAAGGGCCUGAUUAUUAGUUGACAAGUUGAAUCAGGUGUGCUAGCUAUGGUAUAGGUAAAAUACGUUGAAUGUCUGGGAGUCCAAGAGGAGAGGUUUGGAACAGCUGGGGGUCCCUGAGGAGAGGUUUGGAACAGCUGGGGGUCCCCGAGGAGAGGUUUGGAACAGCUGUGGGUCCCCAAGGAGAGGUUUGGAACAGCUGGGGUUCCCGAGGAGAGGUUUGGAACAGCUGGGGUUCCCGAGGAGAGGUUUGGAACAGAUGGGGGUCUCAGAGGAUAGGUUUGGAACAGCUGGGGGUCCUGAGGAGAGGUUUGGAACAGCUAGUUGUCAUGAGGAGAGGUUUGGAACAGCUGGGGGUCUCAGAGGAGAGGUUUGGAACCGCUGGGGGUCCCAGAGGAGAGGUUUGGAACAGCUGUGGUUCCCAAGGAGAGGUUUGGAACAGCUGGGGUUCCCGAGGAGAGGUUUGGAACAGCUGGGGUUCCCGAGGAGAGGUUUGGAACAGAUGAGUGUCUCAGAGGAUAGGUUCGGAACAGCUGGGGGUCCUGAGGAGAGGUUUGGAACAGCUGGGGGUCCUGAGGAGAGGUUUGGAACAGCUAGUUGUCCUGAGGAGAGGUUUGGAACAGCUGGGGGUCUCAGAGGAGAGGUUUGGAAAAGCUGGGGGUC
Oncorhynchus mykiss (rainbow trout) is the source of this 2939-nucleotide messenger RNA. Its product is annotated as calcium and integrin-binding family member 2. Gene Ontology annotation, molecular function: calcium ion binding; magnesium ion binding. The record is from RefSeq and is a predicted model, not a curated record. Gene Ontology annotation, cellular component: cell periphery; stereocilium; cytoplasm. Gene Ontology annotation, biological process: calcium ion homeostasis. NCBI's taxonomy places the organism in Eukaryota, Metazoa, Chordata, Actinopteri, Salmoniformes, Salmonidae.